AACUGAACAGUCCCGUCAGUGUCGUGCAGCACAGUGGGAGGAGUGCAACACAGCAUUGCUCGGGGUCAUGUCCAAGUCACUGCACUCGCCGACAGCGCGGCUGCUGCAGUCGUCGCGACUCUUCUCCCUCCCUCGCCCUCUUCCUCCGGCCACAUUGGAUCCUGCCACCGCAUCGGGCCUCUACAGGGCAUCAGAGACGGCCACGCUCCCUUAUCCCACGCACCAGGCCAUUGCCACGCCCGCUUCAUCGCACUUUCGUGGAGACUGGGGACUGAAGCGACCGAUUCCGCGAAAGACAACGGCUCGCAGCUCGACGCCUGUGAUCCGCAUUCGAGCGCAGGACAACACCCAGCAUAUUACCGAGUUUGAGAGUGCCGCAGACCACGUCCUCACCGAGGCAAAAUGGAGACAAAUGGGCAUUCCGAUCAUGAACAAGAACGCACGAACGACCUUUUCCGGCGAUGGUCAAUCGCCGCAAAGCGUCUACGAUGACAACCUGGACAUCACAGACCCCGACGCCGUGGAUGCACUCCAGAGGACCCCGCGCAGACUACGACAAGGCUCUAUGGCUGGCAUGACUGAGAAGAUAAACCAGAGGUGGAAGUUUGACGGACCAUGGAUACCGGGCAUGCAGGAGAGCGAAUUUGACGAGUACAUCUCCAGCAAGCUCAGCAGGAGAAAGGCCGAGUUCCGCCAGUUCCUGAUGAAGCGGAUACUGGAACGGCGCAUACGUGACGAGGAGAGGGCCAACCGUGAGAAGGGCGAGGGCACAUCAAUCGACACAGCUCGCAUUGAAGAGCUGCGCAAGGAAGUCGAGGAGAACUACGAGAACGAGGAAAAGAAGAUGCGAGAUGAUCAUGUGGUACAGAACUUGGGUUCGGAGCUCACUGCAGCUAUAUGCGACUUUCUCGAUCUACCAGGCAUCCGGUUCAAUCGCCAAAACUUCGCUCAAUCGCCACUCCUCCGAGAUCAAAUCAGCAGCCUGACAGCCUCCCAAGGACCACCUUCCACCCAUCCCGGUGCCGGUCUCUCUCACCUGCGCACGGACGCCUUCAUGGAAAACCAUCCUUAUUGGGGACCUCAAGCCUUCCGUGCUCCAGUCAAAGCCCGUGUCCUGAGCCCUCGAACCAAUGCGAUGUACGCCGGUGCCCAAGCUCAGAUCGGCGUGGGAGGUGUUGUCACCAAUGAUGCGAUCAGCUCUACCAUGAGUGCUCCCGACCGAACACAAGUCAAGCCAGAAUAUAGCGAAGAAGAAAGAGAAGAACACUAUCUCGACGCGAACCGCAUGGUCACGGCCUUGGACGAGAACUUGCUGGGGGGGAAUAAAAUCUGGGUGCACCCCAAGACGGCUCAUAUUGACGAAGCAGGACGAAUCAGGCUUGACGUGACCCGAGGUGACAAAGAGGCUAUUGCCGUGAAGAGGGACCGGGUGGAGGCCAUUCAUGAAGCGAAGAGGCAGUCAUUCGCCAGUGCUGCGCAGACAGCAUACCUGCGCCGGCCUGCACCGGGUCAAGAAGCGAAUUAUGGCUACAGUCUGCCUGAUACGAGACUGGCAAGGUCGCCAUCGAGGGUGAAGGGAUUUGAUGAAGAGUUGGGCCGGAGUCCUAAUCAGGAUCCGAUGGAUAGCGCACAGGCCGCCAAGGUGGUUCAGGAGUUGGUCUAUGGAACUACAUAUAGGAGGUAGUGUGCAAAGGGGCCUGCCUCCCUGGGCGGUAGAUGAGAAGAGUCUUGACAAUGGACUCCUGUAGUUCUACAUAUAUGCAUGUACGUGG
Sphaerulina musiva SO2202 is the source of this 1772-nucleotide messenger RNA. RefSeq lists its product as uncharacterized. Lineage: Eukaryota; Fungi; Ascomycota; Dothideomycetes; Mycosphaerellales; Mycosphaerellaceae. Gene Ontology annotation, molecular function: structural constituent of ribosome. Gene Ontology annotation, biological process: mitochondrial translational initiation. The record is from RefSeq and is a predicted model, not a curated record. Gene Ontology annotation, cellular component: mitochondrial small ribosomal subunit. The transcript has a single exon. Bases 68 to 1684 code for a protein of 538 amino acids.